Stomoxys calcitrans (stable fly) is the source of this 976-nucleotide messenger RNA. RefSeq lists its product as uncharacterized. The record is from RefSeq and is a predicted model, not a curated record. The transcript is spliced from 3 exons. NCBI's taxonomy places the organism in Eukaryota, Metazoa, Arthropoda, Insecta, Diptera, Muscidae. Bases 70 to 894 code for a protein of 274 amino acids.
UCCUGGCUGAAACUUACUUUUCUUGUCACCAUUUCAAUAAUAAAAAUUCUAAAUAUUUUUUGUACAAUUAUGCCCACAAAUUUUGACUCUUGUUUCGAACGACUAUGUGAACGGCCACUUCAAUGUAGAUUUCCUCCAUGUAACUGUGAAAAAUGUCAAGAACGAUGGAUUGAUAAUGAUGAAACUGAUAGUGAAGAGGAAGAUGGUGGUGGUUGUUGGAAUCUCUCAACGGAAACAGAAUCCGAAGAAUUUCAUUGUAGAGAUAAUAAACCUCGAAUUUGUCUUCCAACCAACAUUUAUGCAGCACUAUGUGACAUAUUUGGAGUUAUAGCUUUCAUCAUUAUGACUUCAGUUACUCUUUGGUUAAUGGUCUGGCAUUAUAUGUGGCGUUUUGGAGUCUAUAUCUAUCGUUCUGGAAGAAAAACUCAAUAUAUUGCUCUAGCUCUUUUGUCAAUGCUUUUCCUCUGCAUCGUUUUUCAUUCAAUUGGUGGAUGCACCAUGAAAACCCAACAUAAAGAAAAAAUUAAAACAUCAUGUGUUUGUAACGAUGUUAAAGGGAAUGAACCUAAAACUACACCCACAAAUGAAAAACAACGACAAAGAGGGGGAGCAAAUGAAAUGCAACAUUCACAUGGCACUCACACAAAAUUGGAUCCCGAACACAUAAAGGAGGAGUGUAAGAAGAAAAAAUCAAGUGAUUCAUUGUGUGCACUAUGCGGGAAAUUUCAUAAAGAUUCUCUGGUCAAGUCUAAGACAGAAAUGAGUGAUCAUGAGGUUCGCAGAAUUUUCGAAAAAUUUAAAUUGUACUCCAUGCCCAGUGAAUGGAAAUCGCCGCCAGCCAUUAUUGUUUUACUCAAGGACUAUUUGGUGGAUUUUUUUGGUGGUUGGCAAUAGACUAAUUUGUAAUCAAAAUUAUAUAAAACUUGGCUCUAUUUAUGGAUAUAUAAAAACAGUUUAAAUAUUGUAUCAAAAAGUU